UCUCUAGCUGGAGCUCUGGGUCCGAUGCAGGACCGACCCUGCCGUGCGCGGGGUGCCGUCCGUCCUGCCGCAGAGUUCGGGGUCCCCGAGCCGGGCCGCCCCUCGGGCGCUGUGCUCGCCGCAGGUCUCGGUCGCUCCGGCGCAGCAGCCGCCCCACCGGCCCUAAAUGGAUCUGAAGACGGCCGUGUUUAACGCCGCUCGCGAUGGCAAACUCCGGCUGCUCACCAAGCUGUUGGCCAGCAAGUCCAAGGAGGAGGUUUCCUCCCUGAUCUCCGAGAAGACCAACGGGGCGACGCCGCUGCUCAUGGCCGCCCGCUACGGGCACCUGGACAUGGUGGAGUUCCUGCUGGAGCAGUGCAGCGCCUCCAUCGAGGUCGGGGGCUCGGUCAACUUCGACGGCGAGACCAUCGAGGGCGCGCCGCCGCUCUGGGCCGCCUCGGCCGCCGGCCACCUCAAGGUGGUGCAGUCGCUGCUGCACCACGGCGCGUCCGUCAACAACACGACGCUCACCAACUCCACGCCGCUGCGCGCCGCCUGCUUCGACGGCCACCUGGAGAUCGUCAAGUACCUGGUGGAGCACAAGGCCGACCUGGAGGUGUCCAACCGGCACGGCCACACGUGCCUCAUGAUCUCCUGCUACAAGGGCCACAAGGAGAUCGCGCAGUACCUGCUCGAGAAGGGGGCCGACGUGAACAGGAAGAGCGUGAAAGGUAAUACUGCCUUGCAUGACUGUGCGGAGUCUGGAAGUCUGGACAUCAUGAAGAUGCUGCUUAUGUAUUGUGCCAAGAUGGAAAAGGAUGGUUAUGGGAUGACUCCGCUUCUCUCUGCGAGUGUGACUGGUCACACAAAUAUCGUGGAUUUCCUGACACACCACGCACAGACCAGCAAGACAGAACGCAUCAAUGCUCUGGAGCUCUUGGGAGCUACAUUUGUAGACAAGAAAAGAGACCUCCUUGGGGCGUUGAAGUAUUGGAAGAAGGCGAUGAACAUGAGGUACAGUGACAGGACGAAUAUCAUCAGUAAGCCGGUGCCGCAGGCGCUGAUCAUGGCCUAUGACUACGCCAAGGAGGUCAACAGUGCUGAGGAGCUGGAGGGCCUCAUCGCCGACCCUGACGAGAUGAGGAUGCAGGCCCUGCUGAUUCGAGAGCGGAUCCUCGGGCCUUCUCAUCCUGACACCUCCUACUACAUCAGGUACAGAGGAGCCGUCUAUGCAGACUCGGGGAAUUUCAAGCGAUGCAUCAACCUGUGGAAGUAUGCUCUUGACAUGCAGCAGAACAACCUGGACCCCCUGAGCCCCAUGACCGCCAGUAGCUUGCUGUCUUUUGCAGAACUGUUCUCCUUUAUGCUUCAAGACAGGGCAAAGGGCCUGCUGGGCACCACUGUGACAUUUGAUGAUCUUAUGGGCAUCCUGUGCAAAAGCGUCCUUGAGAUAGAGCGUGCCAUCAGACAGACUCAGUGUCCCGCCGACCCGCUGCAGCUGAACAAGGCGCUCUCCAUCAUUCUACACUUGAUCUGCUUGCUGGAAAAAGUUCCUUGUACUCUUGAACAGGACCACUUCAAAAAGCAGACUAUCUACAGAUUUCUUAAGCUGCACCCAAGAGGAAAGAAUAACUUCAGCCCUCUGCAUCUGGCUGUGGACAAGAACACGACCUGUGUGGGACGGUACCCUGUGUGUAAGUUUCCAUCCCUCCAGGUGACCGCUAUUCUGAUAGAAUGUGGUGCUGACGUGAACGUCAGAGACUCCGAUGACAACAGUCCCUUACACAUCGCCGCUCUCAACAACCAUCCAGACAUCAUGAAUCUCCUUAUUAAAUCAGGUGCCCAUUUUGAUGCCACAAACUUGCACAAACAAACUGCUAGUGACUUGCUGGAUGAGAAAGAAAUAGCUAAAAAUUUGAUCCAGCCCAUAAAUCACACCACGUUGCAAUGUCUUGCCGCUCGUGUCAUAGUGAGUCAUAGAAUUUAUUAUAAAGGGCAUAUCCCAGAGAAGCUGGAGACCUUUGUGUCGCUUCACAGAUGAUAGUCUGUGCUUGCGCAGUCACAGUCGCUUCAUGAAUGAGCACUGUUGUGAGAACACCAGCAUUCAUUUAGCUUGACAUUGUUGUGCUCUCCUUGGCUAACGCGUUAUAAGCAUCAAAUUUACAGGAUUGGUUUCCCAGUAUUUAAUAUAAAUAUACCAUAUAAUAUAUUGUUUGUGAAUUAUUAAGAAAUGUCAUAUUCAGAUUUUUAGAACUGUCUGCCAAAGGCUACCCAUUCUGGUUCUGUUUGCUGUUGGUGUUUGGGGCAGAGUUAACCAGUCUUCAGUGGUGUCUUUAUACUUACACUGGUUUGAAUUUUAUACAGCUGAAGGUCUUUUUUCUUCUCCUCUGGUUCCACAUUACUUUUUCCCUGGCCAUUUCUACCACGAUUUCCGCCCUUAUGGACCCGUGCUAGGUUGUACAAACAUGGACUUGUUACCGUCUGCAGUUACCAUAAGUGCUUUAUCUUCUCUAUGCACUGGCUUAAACUGGACUGUUGUAUGUUAGCACAUUUCUAUGCAGCAGUUGGUCGACUUAACUCAGAAACUCUUGAAUUUGUUACAAAGUUUGUUUUAUUAAAGCAUGACAAUUUCUAGAGCCACA
Messenger RNA from Ochotona princeps (American pika), 2621 nucleotides. It is a transcript of the gene FEM1C, whose product is annotated as fem-1 homolog C. Lineage: Eukaryota; Metazoa; Chordata; Mammalia; Lagomorpha; Ochotonidae. Gene Ontology annotation, molecular function: protein binding. The transcript is spliced from 2 exons. The record is from RefSeq and is a predicted model, not a curated record. Bases 167 to 2020 code for a protein of 617 amino acids.